Molecule: messenger RNA, 907 nt
Organism: Drosophila innubila
Lineage: Eukaryota; Metazoa; Arthropoda; Insecta; Diptera; Drosophilidae
Product: FK506-binding protein 4
Exons: 2
Coding region: 72-824 (250 amino acids)
Source: RefSeq, a predicted model, not a curated record
CCCAGUUCCCAGUUCCCAGCUUCAAUUUCCCCACUGUGAAUCGCAAGGAUUGACCGAGUUAAGCAGCAAAUAUGAUUAAACACAUGUACAUGACAUUAGCUGCUUUGGUCAUUUUGGCCAUUGCUGUGAGCGCCGCUCCCGCCAAAGUGGAAUACGACGUGGUUAAUUACGGUGAUUUCGGAGCCGCGAGGAAAAGCGCUGCAGUGGAAAACUCUAGUGCAGCCAGCGAUGAGGAUGACGUUGAUGAUGAGGAUGAAGUGGAGCAAAAACAAAACGAUUCCGCUGCUGACGAUGAUGAGGAGGAGAAUGACGAUGACGACGACGACGACGAUGUGUCGUUUAUCAGAAGACGCCGCGAGGCUGCUGUGGAACCAGCCAAAGAACCCACUGAAGUUGACACUGCAUCCGAGACAGCUGCUCCUGUUGAGCAGAGCGCUGAGGGCAUCACCACAGCUCCCACCACGAGCACUGUGUCAACCACACGUAAACCAGUGCUAGUCCUCAUACGUGAUGCACUCAAAAAGGUCACCACGGGGCUGCCCACGGAGCAGGUGGCCAAUAAUGCUCUGCAAUAUUUCCAGCUCUUUGAGCACUUUAUUCAGCAGACCAUCGAACAGGUCAUUGAUGCUGCCGAUGAUGAUGAGGAGGAGACGCCAGCAACUACUGCAGAGGAGGACAAGAAGCCCACAGAAACAGCAGAAGCUCAACCCGAGAAGCAUACUGAGGAUGCUGCAGCUUCUCCUGCAGCUUCAGUUCCAGUUCCUGUCGAAAAUGAAAACGAAUCCAAGCCAAUAGAGCCCGAAGCUGCCAGCAAUGCGGUUUAAACCAUUUACAACCUCAACUGUCUAUUUUAAUUAUUUAUUGUUAGUUUUAAAAUUUGAAAAUACAUAAAUAUUUAUCAAUGAAA